GAGAAGGCUUGAUACGUGCGUGUGUAAAGUCGCGAAGUGUUUCAGAAAGUAUUAAUGUAGUGACCAUGUUUAAAGUUAAAGGAUCCUUGUUUAGGCAAUAUGCCGUUGUUAUAACAGCAAACCUAUGCGUCCUCUGCACUGGGCUCAGUAUCGCCUGGCCGUCUCCAGUCCUCGUCAAGCUUAGCAGGAAUGACACCACCACCCUGCCGAGACCUGUUACCGAAUCUGAGGGCUCUUGGAUCGUCUCCGUUGGCUUCUUGACGGGGGGAUUAGCAAACUUCCUAGCAUGUUUCCUCGUCGACCGCAUAGGCCGCAAGUACUGCGUCAUCAUCAGCUACGUGCCUCGCAUCAUCAUGUGCGUCGCCUUGACAUUCGCCUCCGAACUCUGGGUCGUGUUGCUGGGCAGAGCCUUGAGUGGACUGUGUGAUGCUAUCACGUUUACUGUGGUUCCUAUGUAUGCUUCGGAGAUCGCUAGUAAAGAAGUGCGCGGUUCCCUAGGAACCUUCCUCCAAAUAUUCUCGUCCCUCGGGAUCCUGAUCAUGCUGUGCGCUGGACCCUUCUUAGAGUACUUCACAUUAAACGUCAUGAUGCUAACCUUUGCUGUUGUCACGUUGGUGCCGAUGUUUUUCUUGCCUGACAGCCCUUACUUCCUGUACUCUAAAGGUCGUACUGAUGAAGCUUUAAAAGUUCUCCUUUACCUUCGCGACACAGAAACUGCUGCCAAAGAGGAAUUGAAAGAGUACUCUCUAUCCGGGAACGAAGAGAAAAUCACUGCACGCGAGUUACUAAGCGAUAGGAUAUUCUUAAAAUCUGCCUGCAUUGGUAUUGUUUUUGGGGCCGGUUUACAGUUAGUCGGGUUUAACGCAGUUUCUUUUUAUUUGCAAACUGUAUUGGAAUCUACGCAAACGAGUGUUAGACCAGAGAUAGCGUCUGGGGUGAUUGGGUCUAUUCAGUUAUUGGCAGCGUUUUCGGCGACAUUAGUGACUGAUCGGUUUGGGAGGAAGCCGAUUUUGGCUUCGACGCUGGCUGGACAAGCUGUGGGGAUGGUUGGACUUGGCGUAUUCUUUAAGCUGAAAGACGCUGGUCCAGUCACCGGAUUCCUCAACUAUGUGCCUCUCAUAUCGUUAAUCCUGGUGGUCUACUGCUUCAGUGCCGGUCUUGGCUCUCUAUCCUGGGGUCUUCUGGCGGAGCUCUUUGAAGGCCGGACCCGCGCCGUAGGCGUCACCAUCAGCAUGCUAACUUCUUUAGUCUUCAUCUUCUUAACAGUCAAGUACUUUGCUCUCGUGACAACUAUGAUUGGCGCACCAACAACCUACGGCAUCUUUAGUGUUAAUUGUGUGCUCAUGUGUCUGUUUGUGUGUUUCUGUGUACCGGAGACAAAAGGGAAGACCAUUGCCGAGAUUCAGACGGCUUUGGGGGCAAAACCGAAAAUUGAUAGUGAGAAGCAGGUAGAAAAGUUUUAGAUUUGGAGUCGAAUUUCAACCAUAGAUAAAAUUAAGAUUGACAUAGACAAACUGAAAAUUUAUAAUUUACCUAAUAGAAAGAAACUAAUGUCAAGAUAAAUACGAGUAGGUAUACAAAUACAAAUACAAAUAAUUUAUUGAGAAAAGUAUAGUACAGUGGUUGUUCUUAAAGACUAAGAAUUUAUAUAGAGACAAGUGGUUUACAAAUGCCUGAACUAGGAUUCCCUGUAUCUACAUGUAUUGAUCAGCACCUACAGUUUAGGCAAAAAAUUCACGAAAUAUGUUAAUUUAUUACUUUGUUUGGACUAGAAUAAAUGAAAAAUAGGAAAAUAGUUGUAAGCUGCGCGACAAAAUACCCGAUAGAGUUAGACCAAGAAAAGUCUGCAGCGAUUUUGAUAGCAGUGCAAGUGUUAUAAUGUAUACGUCAUAAUUUCAUAGCAGUUUGACACUUAAAAUAACACUUGCAUUGCGUGUGCUAUCAAAAUCUUUGCAGACUUUUCUAGGUCUAACUCUACCUACAUAGUUGAGUUCUCAAGUGAUAAAUACAUGACACAAAAUACUGUCUACAAAUUAUUUUUAAAGAAAAUCACGAUACCUAUUAAUAACGUUGAUGUACCUAAGCAAAUGUAUAUAUUUAUUUUAUUAUGUGAUAAUCUGUAUAAUAUACAGAUAUAUAUAUUUAUAAUAUUUAGGUAUAACUAAGUGAAGUUCGAAUUUAUGUAGCGAAGAUUUGCUAUUAUAGAUAACGACAUUCCUAAUACGUAGGUACCCAAGUUUCUAAAUUAGUUUUUUUUUCAAUUUAGAUUUCUAAAUAUACUUAAGGCCCUAAGGGUUAUAAGUAGGUAUGUACAUUCUAGCGCUGAAGCGAUGUCUGUGUAUGGGAAUUAUAGUCUGGCAACCCAUUUCCGUCAAUAAAUAUUUAAAGGCGGCAAAUUUAAAAAUACCCCAUAACUCAUAGAACAAAUGAAUGUCAUUAUCAAACUGCAGAACGGGGCUUAAUCGCGUAUUUAAGUUUUAAGAUUUACCUCCGACGUUUCGAGGACGGCGUUGUCCCCGCGGUCUCGGAAAAGACUGGCUCAAGUUGACAUCAACAUCUUCUAGCUGACAAAUGAAUGUCGCAAAAAGUGAGUUUGCCAGAGUAAUUAAUAUAUAUUAUAUAUACAAUGUGAUAUGUUUUCACCACUGUAGCUUUAGUUUAGUGCAAAUUAUGAGAAAUAUUUAAUUAGAAUUAUAAUAAUAUUUAAUGAUAUAUCAUUACGCUAUGUGAAUGUUGAGCCAUUUAGGGUCCUCGCUAAAUGUAAAAAUGUAAGUAAACAAAAAGUUUUGUGUAUGUAGGUAUGGCACGGCUCACCCGGUAUUGUAUUAUUUGUAUUAUUUUAGCUCUAAAUAGGUAACAUAUUGUCUUGCAUGGUAGGUUUUAAUGAAAAUUGGACCUUAACAUUAGUAUUUAAGUCCUGUUACUAACACUUAUAUGGGUCUUGUCUGAAAUAAAUGAUUAUUUAAUUUAAUUUAAA
This is a messenger RNA of Cydia fagiglandana, 2977 nucleotides long. RefSeq names its product facilitated trehalose transporter Tret1-like. Gene Ontology annotation, molecular function: transmembrane transporter activity. The record is from RefSeq and is a predicted model, not a curated record. Gene Ontology annotation, biological process: transmembrane transport. The transcript has 7 exons. Gene Ontology annotation, cellular component: membrane. Bases 66 to 1463 code for a protein of 465 amino acids. NCBI's taxonomy places the organism in Eukaryota, Metazoa, Arthropoda, Insecta, Lepidoptera, Tortricidae.